Molecule: messenger RNA, 2685 nt
Organism: Asterias rubens (European starfish)
Lineage: Eukaryota; Metazoa; Echinodermata; Asteroidea; Forcipulatida; Asteriidae
Product: organic cation transporter protein-like
Exons: 11
Coding region: 335-2050 (571 amino acids)
Biological process (GO): transmembrane transport
Cellular component (GO): membrane
Molecular function (GO): transmembrane transporter activity
Source: RefSeq, a predicted model, not a curated record
CUGUCACAUCGCCGAAGCAACGGUGAAGAGAACUAAUACCACAACAUUUCCGACUUUGGGACCAGGUCACCUUGUUGUCUACCUAAAAGCAAAUUUAGGAAAUGUACAAUGCUCUUCACAUGGUGCACAUCAGCAGCGACUGCAAAGACCACGGGAAAAGAACACUGUAGGAUUUAAUUAUUUAUAACUACAAAAAGUUCCGGCGGUCUUCGUAUCGGUAACUGUCAAGCAACCAGAACUCUUAUUUGGAACCAAGUGCUACUUCUGCAAAAUCCAUUACAACAAAACACGCGGAAUUAUCAAUUCCACAAACUUGAAAGCGAACAAAACAAAAAUGAAGCUGGAUGAAAUCAUCCCACUGUUGGGCAACUUCGGCCGGUAUCAAUUCUUCGUGGCCAGCUGUUUCUGCAUCAUCAAUAUCCUGAGCUGCUUGACCACGCUGUCCAACGUGUUCUUCGCGGCCGGGACGGACCACUGGUGUAAAGUCCUCCCCGACGAAAGCUGCGUAGACUGGGCGGAAUUUCAAGACAACUGCACCGAAGUCAAGAAAUCCAUAUUCCUGCUUCCACCGGAGAAAGAACAGAGCAAGUACAUGUAUUCAAAUUGCGAGCAAUGGACACCUCCGAUUGGCUACACUUUUAACCCGUAUGUGACAUAUGGUGACGUCAUCGAUGAUUUUAAUUUUACAAAGACUGGCUGCGUGGAUGGGUGGGAGUAUGACACGUCACAGUACAUAACCACGACCGUAUCAGAGUUCAAUCUAGUUUGUGAAGAGAAGAAUUGGCCUGGCUUAGCGCAGUCUCUCUACUUCGUUGGUUUCCUCGUUGGAUCAGUGGUCUUCGGCACUCUCUCUGACUGGAUCGGUCGUAAGAAAACAGCAAUCAUCGGAACGGUGUUCUGGUCGGUCGGAAGCAUCACUACGUCAUACUCUACCAAUAUCUAUAUGUUCACUGCUUUCCGAUUCAUCGCUGCCUUUGGUAACAUUGGGACGUAUAUCUCAUUGUACAUAUUGGUUCUGGAAGUUAUUGGAAAAUCAUGGCGCACAGCAUUCACCAUGGUCUGUGGCAUUUUCUUUGCUUUUGGUUAUUUCAUCUUGGCAACUUCUGCUAUGUACGUCAGAGAAUGGCGCCACCUAUCGCUCGUGGCAUCUUUGCCCGUAGCCAUUGUAUUUAUCCCACUGCCAUUUAUGAAGGAGUCCAUCAGUUGGUUGGUUUCCAAAGGGAAGAUUGAAGAAGCGGAGGAGACCAUCCGAAGAAUUGCAAAGUUCAACAAGAAGACUCUUCCAGAUGUCUUAUUCACCAAGGAGGACAUCCAAGAACAAACGGAUGCAAGUAAUUCGGCCGUUCCCCCAUCGGUCAUUGACCUUUACAGAACACCCAACAUGGCGGCCAAGACGAUUAAUCUUCAGUACAACUGGGUGGUCAACAGUCUUAUCUACUACGGGCUGUCUCAGAGCACCGGGGAUCUGGGCGUGGAUGACUACUGGGCGUUCUUCGUGUCAGGUGCGGUCGAGAUACCGGCUAUGAUUUACGCGGCAAUUGCCGUGGAAAAAUUUGGCCGAAAAUGGAACACCGGUAUCUUGGAGCUAAUUGGCGGUGUUGCCUGUCUGGCAACUAUUUUUAUGUCCGUUGGUAUUUGGCGUACUGCUGUCUCGAUGCUCGGCAAGUUCUGCAUCUCUGCAACGUACAGCAUCAUCUACCUGUACUCGACGGAGAUCUUUCCAACGCCAGUCAGGGCUGUUGGCUUAGGUGUGUGCUCCGUGGCCGCCCGUGUCGGCGGGAUUCUGUCCCCGGUCAUCCUUCUACUUGGAGACGUAUUUGAGUCACUGCCGUUGGUUCUGUUCGGUUCCAGUGCGGUCCUAGCCGGGUUGCUGGUGUUUCUAUUGCCCGAGACCCGAGGUCAACAACUUCCUCAGACGCUCAGAGAAGGAGAAGAGUUUGGAAAAUGUCAGUGCAUGCGGAAAAGUCCUGAUGACCAAAUUGCCAUCAUCGACAUGAAAGAGGGCGCUGUCACUGACAAGAAAGAGGGCGCUGUCACCGCAAGCCUUUGAUUAAACACUGUUAUGUAAUGCAUUAAAAGCGAACCUUAGCAAUUAUUUUAGAACUGAGUUCAAAAGUCUGUAUGCAGGCUUGUAAAUAAUAGUAGACAUUUCUUUAGUACUGAUGUUUUAACAGUUAUUGUACACAACCCGUCCAGCAACUUUGCAACAAAAAAAAAAAGAAAAAAAAAAAGGCAAAGUAUACCUUUUGUUUUUUGGAACCGUUUGAAUGUUUUAAUCCUAUUGUCUCAACCCAAUUUGCUUUGUCUAUAAUUUUAACGUUUUAUUGUACACUAUUUUGGUAAAUUCAGUGUAUUUUUACCUAUGGCAACUAAAUUUAAUGUGUUUAAUAAACCACGAACAAUAAAUGUUUUUAUCCAAUGACGGAUUAGUGUAUUCCUAUCCUGCGUCGAAAUAAUAACCGCUCCGGAUUUUCGGGUUUAUAUUAAAAACACUACGACCUUUAGAAAUUAAAUAAGGGUACGUUAUAGCUAUAUUUAAAACAAUCGAACGGUUACAAAAACCAAAAGCACGUGCCCCUUUAAGAACAUUUUGAGUUUCUAAGCAGAAUACUCAUUUCAAGCCAAACAUUUUGAUACAAUUUUUGUUUUAAACUUCCGAUCCAACUUUUUAUGGCUAAAGUCCAA